This is a messenger RNA of Juglans microcarpa x Juglans regia, 2168 nucleotides long. RefSeq names its product serine/threonine receptor-like kinase NFP. Gene Ontology annotation, molecular function: ATP binding; protein kinase activity. Gene Ontology annotation, biological process: protein phosphorylation. NCBI's taxonomy places the organism in Eukaryota, Viridiplantae, Streptophyta, Magnoliopsida, Fagales, Juglandaceae. The record is from RefSeq and is a predicted model, not a curated record.
CAGCGGAAGCGCCUUUGACUCCUGACAAAGAACUCGACAAGGAGAGCUUCUAAGUUCAUUUUCUGCAAUUGAGCUUCUAUAUUUACGAUCUAUCACAAACACUUGUAGCGGUCGGAAGAAGGACGAAACAGAAAGGCCACAUGAGAAUUAAAUCCCUUUACGCUUCUUCUCUCCCUCUCUUCUUCUUCUACCACCUCCUUCUCCACACAUCAAAUGCCCAACCCGAACCAAAUACCACAGGCUUCACCUGCUCAGCAAACCAGACAACAUAUCCAUGCCAAACCUACGCCUUCUACCGAGCCACGGCGCCCAACUUCCUGGACCUGGCCUCCAUAGCUGACCUCUUCUCAGUCAGCCGCCUCAUGAUAUCAAAACCCAGCAAUAUAUCCUCCCCUUCCUCCCCUCUUGUUGCCAGCCCCCUCUUUGUUCCUCUCACCUGCUCUUGCAACUCGGUUAACACUUCCACUAGCAUCUCUUAUGCCAACCUCUCCUAUACAAUCGUUCGUGAUGAUACGUUCUACCUUGUCUCCACCAAUAAAUUUCAGAAUCUUACAACCUAUCAAUCUGUCGAGGUUGUCAAUCCCACUCUCGUCCCUACCAAUCUUUCUAUUGGUGUGAACGUCAUCUUUCCUAUCUUUUGCAAGUGUCCUAACAGUACCCAGUUGCAAAACCAAGUCAGUUACCUCGUAUCCUAUGUCUUCCAACCUUCUGAUAACCUGUCAUCGGUUGCUUCAAGGUUUGGAGUACAACCACAGUCUAUAAUUGAUGUCAAUGGAGAUAAUUUCCAGCCUUUCAAUACUAUAUUCAUUCCAGUCACUCAGCUUCCAGAACUUUCACAGCCUGAUGUGGCUCCUUCCCCUGCUCCUGUACCACCUCCACCUCCUGUAGAGAGCGAUGAGCGGGAAGGGGUUGUUAGAGGCUUGGCAAUUGGGUUGGGAAUUUCCGGGUUCUUGCUGCUUUUGCUUAGUGGGUUAUGGGUUUACAGAGAGUCUGGGUUGAAGAGCAACAAGGAGAGGGAGCGAGAUUUGGAGAAGCAGAGGCAGCUUUUGGGUAAGAAAGGAAAGGGGUUGAUUGGAACGGAGAACUUGAUGGCAGAUGUUUCAGAUUGCUUGGACAAGUACAGGGUGUUUAAGAUUGAAGAUUUGAUAGAAGCCACUGAUGGAUUCAGCGAGAGUUGCUUGAUUCAGGGGUCUGUGUACAAAGGGAGCAUUGAUGGGGAAGUCUAUGCCAUCAAGAAGAUGAAGUGGAAUGCCUAUGAGGAGCUCAAGAUCUUACAGAAGGUAAACCAUGGCAAUCUGGUGAAGCUAGAGGGAUUCUGCAUAGACCCGGAGGAUGCAACUUGCUAUCUAGUUUAUGAGUAUGUCGAAAAUGGGUCUCUUCAUUCAUGGCUGCAUGGAAACAAGAACGAAAAACUGAACUGGAAAACAAGGUUACGAAUAGCCAUCGAUGUUGCAAAUGGUCUCCAAUACAUCCACGAGCACACCAGGCCACGUGUUGUUCAUAAAGACAUCAAAACCAGCAACAUUCUCUUGGACACGAACAUGAGAGCCAAAAUUGCCAAUUUUGGACUGGCCAAAUCCGGAUGCAAUGCCAUAACAAUGCACAUUGUUGGAACCCAAGGUUAUAUAGCACCCGAGUAUUUAGCAGAUGGGGUGGUCUCUACAAAAAUGGAUGUGUUCUCUUUUGGGGUGGUUCUGCUAGAACUUAUUUCUGGGAAGGAGGCCAUUGAUGAGGAAGGGAAUGUUUUGUGGGCAAAGACCAGUGGGAUUUUGGGGGGGAACGAAGAGAGGAAAGUGAAGAGAGUGCAGCAAUGGAUGGAUGGAGUCCUGAUUGCGGAGUCAUCCUCCACGGACAGUGUGAUGAAUGUCAUGACUAUUGCCAUUGCUUGUCUGCAUAGAGACCCUUCAAAGAGGCCAAGCAUGGUGGAUGUCGUUUACGCGUUGUGCAAGAGCGAGGACUUGUUCUUUGACAUCUCGGAUGAUACAUUAUCAACUUCACUGGUGAUGGCAAGAUAAUUUAGAGAAUGGUAGUCAGUAAGCAGUAGACAACGCUACUAGAAGUAGAAGGUCUGCAAUAGUAGAAAGACGAUGUUACCUUUUUACAGUAAGGUUGAAUAUAUGUAUGUCUUACUCCACAAAACAUUGAAUAAAGGAGGAGGGACAAGGAAA